Messenger RNA from Loxodonta africana (African savanna elephant), 2259 nucleotides. It is a transcript of the gene SPEM2, whose product is annotated as SPEM family member 2. The record is from RefSeq and is a predicted model, not a curated record. Lineage: Eukaryota; Metazoa; Chordata; Mammalia; Proboscidea; Elephantidae. The transcript is spliced from 3 exons. The coding region runs from base 734 to 2215 and encodes 493 amino acids.
UUGUGAGUUUCAUAUGAUUUUCUUACAGUGGCAGCUAACACUUUUUGGAGAGCGUGUGUCAGCAGGAUAUCAGCUGGUUAGGAAGGAGCUAAAUCAUGGUUGUGGGUGGUCCCUGGCAGGGGCAGCAACCUCAGUCAUUCUCGCUCUGAAGUUGAGGGGCAAAUGGGCUCAGGGCCACAAAUAGAACUUCAAUCCCUGGCCAGGAAGAGGGCGGGCAGGGAUGAGUGCUAGAAGGAUUAUGGCAUGGAAAUGGGCAGGGCAGGGAGAGAGUGGUACAGUGGGGUGACCCCAGAGUUGACUCUUGCUAUCCCCCAUCCAACCAGUCACCCUAGCCACUGGGCCCAGGGUAGGCAUGGGGUGGGGAGCAGCCACGUGUCUGAAAAGAAUGAAAUGAAAGAAAUCCUCUGUGCAUGGUUUAACCUCUGCGAAGACUGUCUCAUGACUGUAGCUACCAUCUUUUCAGAACAAGGAUCAGGUGUGGGGUUAAGCAAGCCCUCAUGGCGACAGAGGAACAGACUGGAAUCAGGUGGAUGCCAAGUGGAUGGCCAUGUAAGGGGCCAACAGAGUAGAUAAAAGAGCUGCCACCUCUGCAUUGUGACUCCCUCCAACUUGCCUCAUUAUGACCUGGCUCCCCUACCAGCUGGUAGGGGUGCCCAAGUAUUGGCAUGAGUGCAGUGUGGGCCAGGGCUGGGGGGGGGGGGCACGGCCCAGGUGGCCCUAGGGCCCCCCCACCAUGGAAGACCAGCUCUGGUAUGAUACCCUGGGGUGCUGCAAUCAAUACCAAGAAAGUCCCCAGGAUACUGAGGACUUCCUACUCCUGCUGCUGGGCCUCAUCAUUCUUGUCAACAUUGGGAUCAACAUGGCCACUGUGAUGUGGCAUAGGUUCCAGAAUGCCUUAGACAAGAUGAUCUGUUGGAUUAACCAGAAAAAUGACGCUUUCCAGGCUUGUCAAAACUCCCCCAGAGACCCAUGUCAGGCUCCAGCCAGGGACAUCCACAUCCACUGCACUCUGGACCCUGUUGAAGUGAAAAUGGCCCAGUCCACAUGCUACUCCUCUUCUUCCUACCGUCUCCGCAACUGCAACUCUCGCCGCCACCGCAACCACCGCCGCCGUCACCCCUUCAGCCACCAGCAGAGGCCAAAGAACCACAGACAAUUCCGCCAUGGCUGCCCUGUCUUCCGUGGCCUACGCGGCAGCCACAAGAUGUCACACCUGCGGCCAAUGCCUUCCUUGGAUCGGGAGGACCAGGACUCCUACCUGGAGGAUGAGGAUGGCCUGUCCUUUCCACAACCCAAGUACCCACAUGGGGGCUGGGGAGGACUCUAUCCGAGGCUGGGCCUGCCCUCCAACCUGGGGCUGUGGGGCCGCCAAGGUGGCAUUCUGGCCAGCCUGCCACCACCCUCUCUCUACAUGUCCCCCGAACUUCGCCGCAUGCCCAAGCGUGUGGAGGCCAAGUCCGAGCUGAGGAUGCAGUCGUAUGGGCCCCACUGCUCACAAUCCCACAUUUGGGGCAACGUGGAAGCUGAACACUGGACCCCAUCUCUACAACCUGCCCGACGGCUGCCCCCUAACCCCUCCUGGGUCCCUGGGGGGCACAGCCCACACCCCUCUCGGGGCCGCCUGCUGUAUGACUCCUGGGAGCAGCGGCGGCGUGGCACAGAGGGCUCUGAGCCCCCACCUGCCCUGAUGCCACGGAGUCCCACCCGACCGGAGGCCCAGGGCUACCGAGAUCGCUACUCCCCACAGUCCCACCGGCAGGGCCUCCCUAGCCAUGCUUACAGCCAGCCCAACCGCAGCCCCCACCCAUCCACAGCACACUUGAUUUAUAACUCACGGGAUCCCCACGAGGUUCGCCGCCGGGCAGCUGAAUGGGGUGAGGCUCUGCCCACUCGGCAUCUUCUGACCACCUCCACCUCCCUCACUGUGUUGGGAGAAGCCUCAUGCCAGCGUGGUUCAGCUCCUGGCCCAGCCUCACUUCACCACUCCUCACAGCCCCUGCCUGUGGUCCAGGCUGCUGAGCCCACCCCACCUCCAACCACCUUCAUCCCACUCAGCCGGAACCCAGGGGGCAAUGCCAACUACCAGGUGUACGACAGCCUGGAGCUGAAGCGGCAAGUGCAGGAGAACCGAGCGCGGGCCACCUCUUUGCCGCCACCUUCCACGUCAGUCUCAAGGCCUUCUCUGUACAGGAGCCGGGCUGGGAAACUUAGCUGACCAGCAGACAAGUGUGGAUGGCAGGGCAGAGCAUGCAGAGAGGA